Mycena citricolor is the source of this 705-nucleotide messenger RNA. NCBI's taxonomy places the organism in Eukaryota, Fungi, Basidiomycota, Agaricomycetes, Agaricales, Mycenaceae. The record is from the annotation of a GenBank genome assembly.
AUGCUAUACACCACGCUCCUCAGCAACAAACACGGCUACUCGCCUGGCUCCGUCCCCCGGAGUAAUUCCAGAGUGUUGCACCGCUUGCUCAAUGAAAAGUCUCAACGGUGCCGCGACGCCGUGCGCCAUGUCAUUCUGAUCCACAUCGAUCCGGUCUCCGACGUGCUGGGGAAGUGCUCCCUCAUCGAGGACGCGUUCGUUCUGUGCCCGCUCGAGGAGACCGUGCUCCCACGCCUCCAGCAACUGCCCCAUCUGCGGCGUCUGCACUGCGACGCGCACAUGCUCACGUACCUCGACCGAUCUGGCGGCAUCCUCCCGGCGCUGACGCACCUCGAGGUCCUGCGGGGCACGUUCGAGACGCCCGCGCAGCUGCGCGCGCUCGCCGAGCGGAUCCCUCGCCUGACGCACUUCGCGUGCAACCAGCUCCGCGAGCACGAUCUCGCGCUGUGUGUGCAGAUCCUGCAGCGAGUCCCGGCGCUCGAGGUCUUCGUCAUCAUCGACGUGCUGGACGAUCUAGUGCUGCUGAGCCCCGAGCGCGAGGCGGUGUUUGAGGCGAAUCUGCGGCUCGUGUGGGUCUCGAUGGCGAGUUACGUGGAGGACUGGGUCCAGGGAGCUAUGGGCCGCGUGGACUUUUGGCAAAGGGCGGACGAGCUCGUUCGGAGACGCACGUCCGGGACCAGCGAAGAUGGUGCGCUCCUUGUGUGA